Molecule: messenger RNA, 2793 nt
Organism: Candidozyma haemuli
Lineage: Eukaryota; Fungi; Ascomycota; Pichiomycetes; Serinales; Metschnikowiaceae
Product: m-AAA protease subunit
Exons: 1
Coding region: 1-2793 (930 amino acids)
Biological process (GO): mitochondrial protein processing; protein-containing complex assembly
Cellular component (GO): m-AAA complex; membrane
Molecular function (GO): ATP binding; ATP-dependent peptidase activity; ATP hydrolysis activity
Source: RefSeq, a predicted model, not a curated record
AUGUUUCUAGCUCGAGCAGCGUGGCCCCUGAUUAGAGGGUCAGUGUUGCAGGCAGCGACGAAACCCAGCAUACGUUGCUUUGGGUCGUCGUUGCCGUGCAGAGGUUUAAACAUCUUCAACUUCUACGAACUUCCAUAUACGUUAGACAAGGCACUCGUUCGUUUGAGAGAAAUGCAAGAGGAGAAGCCAAGGCAUCUUAGGCAAGAUGAAAUAGCUACCGAGUGGCUUGAUCAGCUUGAUGCUGAGAAGAAGAAGGACCCUUUGGCCAAGGACAUCUUGGUUGGCAAUGACCCGUUAUCUGAAGAACUGGCUGAAAGAUAUAGAUCCCUUUUCGAGACUGCUUUCCGAGUGAACGUGUGGCAGGCAUCGCAAAUCCGUGAGGAGAAGCCAGCUGGUUUGAUAGGAUAUGAAGCCAAUUACGCCAUGGUAUCGACCUUGUCACGGGUGUUUCCACCGCCUACUAGGGAAGAGGUGGAGGCUGCCAUGAAAUUCUACCUCAGGCUUGUGAACAAGAGAGUGUUUUUGGAAGAAUUGACAUUUUCCAAUCCGAAGCUUGCCAGCAUCUACAAGGAUUUCCUUGAGCUUGACCUUUCCGAUGAAGAUCCAGACAAGAUCGAAGCUGCAUUGAAGAAAUGGGAUUUGCCAUCGAAGGCUGCGUUUGACUGGUUUCUGAUUUUUUCGACGUGGAGCUCUAUUCCAUGUGAUGAUAAGCCGUUCUUGUUCCCAUAUGUGGGACCUAAAUUCGAUUAUGUUGCUCAAGUUGGUGAAACGCCACCAUCAUGGAACACUCAACUGGAUAGCAAGAAACCGAACGAGCCUCCAAAGUCAAAUGAGGAGAUGCAGCGUAUGAUCGACCGCACAAGGACUCCAAUGGCUGUUUUGUUUUCCCUCUUGUUCUUUAUCGGAUACAUGUGGUUCUCCGACAGACUGUCAAACAAUGAAAUCUCCUUCCAGCAGUUCUGCGGUGAGUUCUUGAGAAAGAACCUCGUCUCCAAGAUCCACGUUGUCAACAACAAGACUGCUGUUAUUGAACUUAACGACAAUGGCAGACAGAUGCGUGCUAGAGAGAGCGGACACAUGCAAGAAGCUGACUACUACUUCAAUAUUGGGCUGGUUGAGUCUUUCGAACGUCAAUUAAAGAAUGUUCAGGACGAAUAUAAGAUUCCAGAAUCAUUGAGAGUGCCUGUUAUCUACUCCACUGAGGGCAGCAUUGCCAAGGUUUUGGUCAACUUCCUUCCUACCCUUUUAUUCCUUGGUGCCAUUUACUACAUGACUAAGAAGGCAAACCUUGGUGCUGGUGGUCCCUUGAGCUUUGGUAAGUCUCAAGCCAAGAAGUUCAACCAAGAGAAGGACAUCAAAAUCAGAUUUAAGGAUGUCGCCGGAAUGAGUGAAGCCAAACAGGAAGUCAUGGAGUUCGUGAAGUUCUUGCAGAACCCAGGAAAGUAUGAGAAGUUGGGUGCUAAGAUUCCAAGAGGUGCCAUUCUUUCAGGUCCUCCUGGUACCGGUAAGACUCUCAUUGCUCGUGCUACAGCUGGUGAGGCUGGUGUUCCAUUCUACUCUGUCUCAGGUUCUGAGUUCGUGGAAAUGUUCGUCGGUGUGGGUGCUUCUCGUGUUCGUGACUUGUUUAAGACAGCUCGUGAGAACGCUCCUUCCAUUGUGUUUGUCGAUGAGAUUGAUGCCAUUGGUAAGAACAGAUCUAAGGGUAACGCUAGUGGUGCUAACGACGAACGUGAAAGUACUUUGAAUCAGUUAUUGGUUGAAAUGGACGGUUUCGACAGCUCCAGUCAUGUGGUUGUGCUUGCCGGUACCAACAGGCCUGAUAUCUUGGAUAAGGCUUUAAUGAGACCUGGUAGAUUUGACAGACACAUUGCAAUUGAUAACCCUGAGUUGCAGGGCAGAAUUGAAAUCUUCAAUGUUCAUUUGCAAAAAAUCAAGGUCGUCGACAACAUUGAUAAAGAUCUUGCAGGUCGUCUUGCAGCUUUGACCCCUGGCUUCUCUGGUGCUGAUAUUGCUAAUGUUUGUAACGAAGCAGCCUUGAUUGCCGCCAGGUACAAUGCCAAAUCUGUUACUUUGAGACACUUUGAGUUGGCUAUUGAGAGAGUGAUUGGUGGUGUUGAAAAGAAGAGCAAGCUCUUGGACCCACAAGAAAAGAGAGUUGUUGCCUACCAUGAAGCUGGUCAUGCUGUCUGUGGCUGGUUUUUGAGGUACGCUCACCCAUUGCUUAAGGUUUCUAUUAUCCCUAGAGGCCAAGGCGCUUUGGGUUACGCCCAAUACUUGCCACCCGAUCAACACCUUAUGUCUACGCUUCAGCUUUACGACAGAAUGAUCAUGACCUUGGGUGGACGUGUCUCUGAAGAGCUCAACUUUGCAUCUGUCACCAGCGGUGCCCAUGAUGACUUCAAGAAGGUCACUCAAAUCGCCCAGUCUAUGGUCUUGAGAUUUGGUAUGUCGGACAAGGUUGGAAUGGUGAACUACGCUGAUACACAGAGCCAGGACAACUUGACCAAACCAUUUAGUGAUGAGACAAACGACGUGAUCGACCAAGAGAUCAGAAGAAUCGUGCAAGAAUGCUACAACACCUGUAAGCAGUUGUUGACCGAAAAGAAGGAUGCUGUCGAGCUGGUGGCUCAAGAAUUGCUCAAGAAAGAGUUUAUUACCAGAGAAGACAUGAUAAGGCUUUUAGGUAAGAGACCUUUCCCUGAGACCAAUGAUGCUUUUGACAAGUACCUUGACGGAAAGCCCGCCUACCAGAACGAGCAGCCAGCCGAUGAGAAAAAGGAUGACGAAAAGUAA